Molecule: messenger RNA, 501 nt
Organism: Hyalella azteca
Lineage: Eukaryota; Metazoa; Arthropoda; Malacostraca; Amphipoda; Hyalellidae
Product: guanine nucleotide-binding protein subunit gamma 4-like
Exons: 2
Coding region: 1-501 (166 amino acids)
Source: RefSeq, a predicted model, not a curated record
AUGGUACCCAGGUUUAACUGCAACUGCAAUUGCAACUGCAACUGCAACUGCAACUGCAACUGUAACUGCAGCUGCAACUGCAACUGCGGCUGCAACUGCAACUGCAACUGUAACUGCAACUGUAACUGCAGCUGCAACUGCAACUGCAACUGCGGCUGCAACUGCAACUGCAACUGUAACUGCAACUGUAACUGCAGCUGCAACUGCGAUUACAACUGCAAAUGCGAAUGCAACUGCAACUGUAACUGCGACUGCAACUACGACUGCAACUGCAACUGCAAUUGCAACUGCAAUUGCAACUGCAACUGCAACUGCGACUGCAACUGCAUCUGCAACUGCAACUGCGACUGCAACUGCAACUGUAACUGCAACUGCAACUGUAACUGCAGCUGCAGCUGCGAUUGCAACUGCAACUGCAACUGUAACUGCAACUGCAAAUGCAACUGCAACUGCAACUGCGACUGCAACUACGACUGCAACUGCAACAUCAAUUGCAACUGA